This is a messenger RNA of Oldenlandia corymbosa var. corymbosa, 1085 nucleotides long. Lineage: Eukaryota; Viridiplantae; Streptophyta; Magnoliopsida; Gentianales; Rubiaceae. The record is from the annotation of a GenBank genome assembly.
ACCUAUUCACCUCAAACACUAGCUAAGUACGCAGUUCCGAUCUGCAACUUCAUUCCAAACAAGCAUAUAUCAUACCCCAAAAGUUCUAUACAUAUCUAAUGGCGGCAACUAACGGAGGACAAUUCAAGGUCGGUACGAUGCCGGCGGUCAAUCCAUAUGGCCGGGCGGAUGAAGAGUUGGCCACGGUGGCUCAAAGGGAAGAGCGUCGCAAGAGACGUAUGAAAUGUUUCGCGUACGUUGCUGCUUUCGCGGUGUUCCAAACCGCGAUCAUCUUGAUCUUCGCUCUCGUUGUCAUGAAGGUAGAUGCUCCCAAGUUCCGGGUGAGAUCCGCCACGUUUGAUGAUUUCCAAGUUUCAACAUUGAACACAAAUGCUUCAUUCAACAUUAGGAUGAACGCGAAUCUCGCGAUCAAGAACAAGAACUUUGGCCGGUACAAGUACGAAGACAGCACCAUCGAGUUCUUCUAUCAAGACAUUAAAGUAGGGGAAGCUGCGAUCCCUAGCGGCAAGGCUAAGUUCCGGUCGACCAAGAAGUUCACCGUUCCAGUGGUUUUGUCAUCGGCUAGUGUGCCCGGGAAUGUGCUCGGUGAUGAGUUUUCUAGGCAUGCAUGGGUCCCGUUGACUAGCAGGUCAACGUUGAAAGGAAAAGUGAGGUUGAUGCUGAUCUUCAACAAGAAGAAGUCCACCAACAUGAAUUGUAUCAUGAACCUUAACAUCUCAUCAAAGCAGCUCCAGGAUUUGGUUUGCCAGUAAUUUAAUGAUCAACUUCAGAUUUUGUGUAUGACUAUGAUAUUUUCCUAGUGUUUGCGAAUUCUUUUAUUCAUUUUCUUGUUCAAGGGGGCAGCAAUAGUAGUAGGGCAUUCGUUUAUUAAUUAGGUCCCUGAUUUGGUAAUAAUCGAGUUUGUACUUUUUACAUUAUACAUUAAUAUUUUUAUGCAUUGCUUUCAUUACUACUAAUAUAUGUUUCCUUCUCGACUCCUCUUGUUUCCUCUGUGUUAAAAAAAAAUGCAAAAAAUUUGUCAUGCUAUAUGUCUUCGCUUAAAAAAUUAAACUGAUUUUAUAGGAUGGAAAGAAUAUAAAACUAAC